Nicotiana tabacum (common tobacco) is the source of this 1911-nucleotide messenger RNA. Lineage: Eukaryota; Viridiplantae; Streptophyta; Magnoliopsida; Solanales; Solanaceae. The record is from RefSeq and is a predicted model, not a curated record.
AUGACAUUUUUUUUAUUUGGUGGACUGUCUUCUAGGUUUCUUGCUCAUGCAAAAGUUGAAUCUUUGAAAUCAAAGGAGGCAGCUGAACAAAGGAUGCUUAAAAAAAGAAGCUGGUUUUCUUUUAGAUGGAGUACAGCUACUGCAGAUGUGUCUGCAGGGGAUACUUCUGAAGAAGCUAAUACACUGGAGGACCAAUUGACCCGGGAGGAAUGGCAGGCAAUCAAUAAACUACUAAGUUACCAGCCAGAUGAGGAACUGGUGCUGCAGUAUGGAAAAGAGAAUAUGAUCCAGUAUUUGUUAAAUGUUUCUAUCAGUAGAGCAGCUGCACGGAUAAUUGAUAUACAUCACACAGAGAUUGUUUGCGGUAGAUUUGAAAAUCUUUGUGUGUCUACAAAAUUAAAGCAUCGGAACUCCCACUGCGACGUGACCCUCAAAUUUUAUGGAUUGUCUGCUCCUGAGGGUUCACUUGCCCAGAGUGUCAUUAGCGAGCAGAAGGUGAAUGCUCUACAAGCUAGUUUCAUACAAGCACCUUCUGGGGAAAAUGUCGACUGGCGUCUAUCUGCAAGAAUCUCGUCUUGUGAUGUUACAGUUUUCAGGGAAACCUAUGACCGGUUUUUAGAAUUUAUGAAAAGGAGCAAUGCUGUUAGCCCUACUGUAGCAUUAGAAACUGCAACUGUUUUACAGAAUAAAAUUGAAAAGAUGACUCGCAGAGCGCAGGAGCAAUUUCAAAUGGUACUCGAGAAGCAAAGCAGAUUUGCCCUUGACAUUGAUCUGGAUGCUCCAAAAGUUAGAGUUCCUGUUAGACCACGUGGCUCCUCCCAAUGUGAUAGCCAUCUUCUUUUGGAUUUGGGUCAUUUUACUUUACAUACCAAGGGUGAUGGCCUACUAGGUGAUCAGAACCAAAGUUUGUAUUCUCGUUUUUAUAUCUCCGGAAGGGACAUAGCAGCUUCUUUUACAGAUUGCGGUUCUGAUGAUCAGGCUUGCAGUUUGUCAUGUCAGCCUUCGGCAUAUCAUAACCCGGAAGAUGCCAAGAACUUAUGCUCUCUUGUUGAUAAGUGUGGAAUGGCUGUUAUUGUGGAUCAGAUUAAGGUGCCUCAUCCCGGCCAUCCGUCAAUGCGUGUUUCUGUUCAAGUUCCCAAUUUUGGCCUUCACUUUUCGCCAGUGAGAUAUCGCAGGCUGAUGGAGUUGUUAGACAUACUAUACCGAGCAAUGCCAGAUACUGAGCAGCCUGCUAUUGAAAAUCUCCCACCAGAAUAUGCCCCUUGGUAUCCUCCUGAUCUUGCAAUUGAGGCUCGGAUCCUUGUUUGGAGGGGGAUUGGCUACUCAGUUGCUUCAUGGCAACCAUGUUAUCUUGUGUUAUCUGGUUUAUAUCUUUAUGCAUUGGACUCUGAGCUGUCCCACAGUUAUCUUAGAUGCUCAAGCAUGGCUGGUAAGCAAGUACUUGAAAUUCCUCCUGCAAAUAUCGGAGGUACCUUUUCCUGUAUCGGCAUCAGCGCCAGAGGAAUGGAUAUGCAGAAGGUUCUGGAGUCCUCUAGCACAAUGAUAAUAGAGUUCCGUGAUGAGGAGACGAAGGCUACUUGGCUGAGAGAACUUACAAAAGCCACUUAUCGAGCUUCUGCUCCUCCUCCUAUGAACAUACUUGGAGAACUAAGUGAUGGUGUAGCGGAAAUUGCUGAACCUCGAGCUGUAAAUGCGAGGACUGCUGAGCUUGUUGUUAAUGGAACACUGAUUGAGAUGAAAUUGUCAUUAUAUGUAAAGGCCGUAGAUGAUCUGGCAGAGAGACUUGACGAGACACUACUCCUUGAUGUUCUUGCUGCUGGUGGAAAGGUUUUUCUUACUUCCUAUACAUUAGUACAAUUUCUAGUUGGUUAUCUUUAUUAUGUUGUAUGUAUUUAGAUUCUGUGUAGGAUU